Hemibagrus wyckioides is the source of this 5745-nucleotide messenger RNA. RefSeq names its product E3 ubiquitin-protein ligase SMURF2-like. The transcript is spliced from 20 exons. Gene Ontology annotation, biological process: negative regulation of BMP signaling pathway; ubiquitin-dependent protein catabolic process. NCBI's taxonomy places the organism in Eukaryota, Metazoa, Chordata, Actinopteri, Siluriformes, Bagridae. The record is from RefSeq and is a predicted model, not a curated record. Bases 426 to 2705 code for a protein of 759 amino acids. Gene Ontology annotation, molecular function: protein binding; ubiquitin protein ligase activity.
GGCUGCCCACAACUUUCACUCCGAACGAAAAUAAACUGGUUUGUCCAAGAACAGCGGUGAUUUCCCAUGGAGCGGGAUUAAAUAACACUUCCACAAGGUUUAGGGUUUCCAGGCUGCUCUUAUUAUUAUUAUUUAUUAUUAUUUUAAGGGCAUGUACAUAUUAUGAUGUGAGACGUGGAUUUUGUAGGGGGGAAAAAUUCGCUGGAAAGUUUGAUUUGAAUGUUUGGUGUUAAAAACCCAUCCGGAGACAGUAAUGCGGCGUCUUCAGUGGAUUCACUCGCUGUUGUUGGAGUGUGAACGCUGAUUAAAAAAAAAGAAAAAAGAUACGGUUUCUUUUAGGAACACUUCUGUCGUUUUCUCUAGCCAGGUAAAUAAUUUAGUAGAGAAUAACUCGGAAUAAACGUCAAGCUGGAAUUAUAAAGGGAAUGUCUAAUCAAGGGGCGAGGAGAAAUGGUCCAGUGAAACUGCGGCUCACAGUUCUCUGUGCGAAGAACCUGUCUAAGAAGGACUUCUUCAGACUUCCAGACCCCUUUGCCAAAGUGGUGGUGGAUGGUUCUGGUCAGUGCCACUCGACAGACACAGUCAGGAACACACUGGACCCGAAGUGGAACCAACACUAUGACCUUUAUAUUGGUAAAAUGGACUCCAUCACCAUCAGCGUAUGGAACCAUAAGAAGAUUCAUAAGAAGCAGGGUGCAGGGUUUCUGGGCUGUGUGCGUCUCCUCUCCAAUGUCAUCAACCGCCUCAAAGACACUGGCUAUCAGAAGCUGGACCUGAACAAGCUCGGGCCCAACAAUAAUGACACCAUCAGAGGGCAGAUAGUAGUGAGCUUGCAGUCCACAGACAGGAUAGGCACAGGAGGUCCCUUGGUGGACUGCAGCCGUCUGUUUGAUAACGACUUACCGGAUGGCUGGGAGGAAAGGAGAACUGCAACUGGCAGGAUUCAGUAUCUCAAUCACAUCACACGGACAACACAGUGGGAAAGACCAACCAGGCCCGCCUCUGAGUACGCGAGCCCCGGUCGGCCCCUCAGCUGUCUGCUGGAUGAGAACACACCCAUCCUAAGUUCUAAUGGAGCCGCUGGCGUCACACACACCAACUCCAGAGCCCAGGAGAGACGUGUCCGCUCACAGAGACACAGAAACUACAUGAGCAGAACACACUUACACACACCAGCUGAUCUGCCUGAAGGAUAUGAGCAGAGAACCACACAACAGGGCCAGGUCUACUUCCUCCAUACCCAGACCGGGGUGAGCACGUGGCAUGACCCACGAGUGCCCAGGGAUCUCAGCAAUGUCAACUGUGAGGAGCUCGGGCCCCUCCCACCAGGCUGGGAGAUUCGAAACACAGCCACCGGCAGGGUGUACUUCGUGGACCACAACAACAGGACCACACAGUUCACAGACCCGCGUCUCUCAGCCAACCUGCACCUCGUCCUCAAUCCAAGCGGAUCUCGUGGUGUUGAGAAUCCAAACCUCAGUCGUGCCCCACAGCUGAAGGAGCAGCCUGUGCUGUGUAAUCUCCCUGAGGAGGCUGAAGAGUGUUUAACUGCCCCCAAGUAUAAGCGGGAUCUGGUGCACAAGCUGAAGGUGUUGAGGCAGGAGUUGUCUCAGCAGCAGCCACAGGCUGGCCACUGUCGCAUCGAGCUCUGUCGAGAGGAGAUCUUUGAGGAGUCAUAUCGGCAGGUUAUGAAGAUGAGGCAGAAGGACUUGUGGAAGAGGCUGAUGGUAAAGUUCAGAGGAGAGGAGGGGCUUGAUUAUGGGGGCGUGGCCAGAGAAUGGCUGUACUUGUUAUCCCAUGAAAUGCUCAACCCUUACUAUGGCCUGUUCCAAUACUCACGGGACGACAUUUACACGCUUCAGAUCAACCCCGAUUCUGCCGUCAACCCAGAGCACCUGUCCUAUUUCCACUUUGUGGGUCGGAUCAUGGGCAUGGCGGUGUUUCAUGGCCAUUACAUCGAUGGAGGCUUCACUCUGCCCUUCUACAAACAGUUACUAGGCAAAUCCAUCACACUGGACGACAUGGAGGCUGUCGACCCGGACCUGCACAACAGCCUGGUCUGGAUCCUGGAAAAUGACAUCACGGGUGUACUGGACCAUACCUUCUGUGUGGAGCACAGCGCUUACGGACAGAUCAUCCAGCACGAGCUUAAACCCAACGGCAAGAACAUCCCUGUCAAUGAGGAGACCAAGAAAGAGUAUGUCAGGCUGUAUGUGAACUGGCGCUUCCUACAUGGGAUCGAAGCUCAGUUUCUGGCUCUGCAGAAAGGUUUCAAUGAGGUCAUACCCCAGCACCUACUUAAGGCCUUUGAUGAGAAGGAGCUGGAGCUGAUCGUGUGUGGCCUGGGGAAGAUCGACAUCCAGGACUGGAGGGCAAACACGCGCCUGAAGCACUGCACGGCUGACAGUAACGUGGUGAAGUGGUUCUGGAAAGCCGUGGAGUCGUUUGAUGAGGAGCGCAGAGCCAGACUGCUGCAGUUUGUCACCGGCUCAUCUAGAGUGCCUCUGCAAGGCUUCAAGGCCUUACAGGGUGCUGCAGGGCCCAGACAGUUCACCAUCCAGCAAAUCGAUGCCAACACCAACAACCUGCCUAAAGCCCACACAUGUUUUAACCGCAUCGACAUUCCUCCCUACGAGAACUACGACAAACUGUAUGACAAGCUGCUGACUGCCAUCGAGGAGACCUGUGGCUUUGCGGUUGAAUGAGGAAGCCCCCCUACCCUCCCCUACCCUCCCCACACUCAAAAACACAAACACAGACACACAAUCAGCAACCGAGAAAGUCCAACGCUGGUUUUGGGGGUUAAUCCCUUCAUCUUCUCUCAGCUGCUAUCACCAGAUCUAGUAGAAGUUAUGUUUGGUCCAGAAGUCAUCUCUUUGCUUCAAUGACUAAAAAGUGAAACUAGAAAAAAAGACAAAUUUUUUGCCUCCUCUGUAUAAUAUACAAAGUCUGUAAUGCAGGCAGGGUAACGUUUUCACCUCAAUCAUGGAUGUUUUUCGAGACCGCAGCAUUCGCUGUUCGCUGAAAUUGCCUUUUGAUUGUAAUGAGAGACUCGUCUCUAAAAUAAGAGAUAUUAAACUCUGAGUGUUUACUAUGAGAGCCAUCACCCCAGCACCGUGGACAGCCAUAUUUAUAUUUCUGCAGUUCACACUUUAAAAUUAGAAAUCGAAUCGAGUCCAUGUGAUAUAAUGUGAUUAAAUUGAUCAAUUCUGACUAUAACAGUUAGUGUCAAAGGAGUGGAUGAAUAAAAGUGAAACACACUGCUGCUUGUAGUCCAGAAACCUAUUUUAGUGACAGUGUAAUUAGCUGAGUUCGCAGAGAAAAUUGGAUAGUUACGGAUACAGAAAAGAAUAUUUGUUGCCUUCACAGACACACAGUACUAAACAGUACUAUCUAGCGCUGAUGUGUGUGUGUGUGUGGUUGUAACCAAUAAACAUUGGCAUUGCAGAGUAGUUUAAUAAAAUAAAAUAAUAAAGGGAAUAAAAUUGACGUGUAUUCAUUUGGCUCAGAGGUUAAAGGUCAUGCUCAGUUGGUCUCCAACUGCACUCCCAAGUAUUUGACCUCAACCUUGAAGCCAUUAAAACCUGAUUAAAUGACUCUCUGAUUCGGACCACAGUAAACAUACACAGAAAAUACACUAGCUGAUAUGAAGAAGCAAGCUUGGGGCUGAUUUCUUUCUUGCCCAGACUGUAGACACUUUAACCCUCCGCUGUAUGCUCAGAGUCAAUGUGUGUAGAAAAAAAUAAACCAGCUAGCAAACGAAUAACAUCCCACAUUUUUAUUAUAUGAAGGGAAACGCUGAUCCUGGAUCACCCCAGAACACCAGAGCACUUUAGAAAGGAGGCGAGGAAGAUAGCAGGUUAACAUUAGAGGUGAUUUUACUUGGUUCUAAUCGUGUAGCUGAUUUGUACAAGUAUAUAUAUCCACAUCUUUUAUAAAAAAAAAAAAAAAAAAAAAAAGGUUUUAUAUCUUGCUAUUUCAGGACAUAACCUCAGGUCAUGUAGGAUUGUUAUUUUUGUUCACUUUUAUGGGACUGGAUUUUCCUUAUGUUAUUGAGGUUGGCCUCCAAUCUGUGUGUUAACGAGAUCUAACUGGUUGCCAGCAUUGUUUGUUUUUGUUUUUUUUUGGUUGAAAUACAGCAGUGAAAAACGACAUCUCAGUGUUCCAAAGAACAGGUCAUCUAAUAUCUUUCCUCUCUGUUCAUUUAGGUCAGUCGUUAAUUCGGUCAGCUGAGCCGUGUGUAUCGAGUCUGACGUUUGCUUCAACAGUAUUGGACUGCUUCUGCGAAUCUAGUGUAUGGUGCUGUGAUCAUAAAGCCAUGUUACGUCUGUGCUCAUCCUGGGACUCUUCAGGAAUUAGAAUCUCAGUAUCCUGUAUCACCUUAAAGAGAGUCUGCUCAACAUUUCUUCCUCAUGUCCUCUCAGGGAGUUUUUCCUUGGCAUCAUCUAAAAUCUAGAACCGGAUUACUGUAAAGCUGCUCUGUGACCAUGUCUAUUGUUUCUAUACAAAUAAAACGUAAGUGAAUUAAUGUAGCAAGAAAACAAAAUAGGGAUGUGAGGCAACAGGCCGAGAUCUUCAAAUAUGAUUUUUAUAAAAUAAGUCCGUGAUUCAUCCAGGUUGGUGGAAUGAUAAAAACCUCCACCUGAGCUUCAUAAUGCUACAAGUAUUCAGCUUCAUGGUCAAACAUUUUUUGCACACCAACUCCGCUGGGCAUGAAACAGAUAUCUGUUGGGCGAGUAGGAUCGUUACUUCAUCAAUUGUAGCUCCAGUGCAAUACUAGAGAAGCAAACCUCAGACAACACACAUGACCUGGCUGCUUGACCACGUUUGUAUUUGGGUUUGUGACGGACGGAUAUAUUUCACUGAAGCUUUGCUUGAAGUUAACGCUUCAUGUUUAUAACAUGCUUUUUAACAUUUUUAUAGGACUACGGAUUUUUAUGACAUUGUCCUUAUUUGCAGCAUCCGUAUCCCCUAAGGUUAUAUUAAGUCCAUACAUGUGCUAAAAACCUUAUGUAUAUGCUCUUAAGGGUGCCUUAUCAAGUAUGAAGUACAGAAAUAUUUUAUAUAUGCUGAUGAUGCUUUGAAGAGGUUUCAUAAUGCAUAUCAUUUUUUUUUUUCCUCCAAUCAUUUUCAAUAACCGACCAUCUUCCAUUUGUUCAGUAUUGUUGCUGUAUUUAUAAUUAACAUGAACUCGAGCCGAGCGUUCCCGAUCGGCGCUCUCACUCUCGAUAUCGGAUGCCUUUCUAGCAUGUUCCGCUUAAUCUUCGUGUUUGGUGUGACGUUUGAAACAGUGUUUUGGAUUCGAGAGUGUGUGUGCAUGCUUCAGUAUGUGUGUGUGUGUGUACAGUGUGUGUGUUUGUGUAAAUAAGCUUGUUGAGUAUUUCACUUUUUAUUUCGUUUGUAUUUAUUGCUGCAGCUGUUCUGCGAGCUCAUCUGUCUGUACAUAAGAGGAUGUGCAAGCGGGAGAGUGUUCCUGCUGAACGCCUCGAAACCCCGAGCAAUAAACUCCAAGCUGUUUGCAUCAGCAGUGUUUUGGUUUAACGGCACGGCUCAUUGUGUUGCUUUUGUUAAACGUGUGUAAAUGAGGUUGAGGUACUGUAGAUGUAUUCAAACCCUAACUCACUAGCAGUAUUUACACCACACCUGAAUUCUGAAUUCUGAAUUCUGAUUGGUCUGAAUUGUCUAUAGGGCAUUUUCACACAGAGCUUAACCCCAGGUUAUUGUCAUUCUCAACCCUCAGUUUUA